Molecule: messenger RNA, 675 nt
Organism: Candida albicans SC5314
Lineage: Eukaryota; Fungi; Ascomycota; Pichiomycetes; Serinales; Debaryomycetaceae
Exons: 1
Coding region: 1-675 (224 amino acids)
Source: RefSeq, a predicted model, not a curated record
AUGAUAUCUCCAAAAUAUUCUGCUACUCAUUAUUAUUUAUCGGCCAAAGCAUUAUCUGGAGCUAAAACUGCCCCUCAUAUUAUCAAUUUAUAUUUGGAUUAUAAUUGUCCAUUUAGUGCCAAAUUAUUUUUGAAAUUAUACAAUACUGUUAUCCCCAAUUUAGAAAAAACCCAUCCUGGUAGAUUUCAAUUUGUUUUCGUCAAUGUUAUUCAACCUUGGCAUACCAAUUCUAAUUUAUUAACUGAAUUCGCCUUAGCUUAUGCCAAAUUACUUCGUGAAAAAGAGACAGAAGUUGAUGGUGAUAUUGAUUCAAUUAAAGCCUUUUGGGAUUUUUCUGAAAAAUUAUUUGAAAAUAAAGAGAAAUUUUAUGAUACAGCAAAUAUUGAAUUGACAAGAAAUCAAAUUUAUGAACAAAUUUAUAAUGUUGUCACAUCUGGUUUGGAAUUGAAAGUUUCUAAAGAGAAAAUAUUGACCGAAUUGAUUAUUAAACCAAGUGAAGUUCCAAGUAACGCUGGGAAUGGGGCUACUGCAGAUGUCAAAUAUUUUACCAAAUAUCUCAGAGGAGUUGGUGUUCAUGUUACACCUACUGUCAGUAUUGAUGGGAUUGUAGAUGAUUCUGUUUCAAGCGGUAGUUCUGAAGACGAUUUGGUCAAAUUAUUUGAGAGUAAAUUAUAA